Messenger RNA from Felis catus (domestic cat), 1009 nucleotides. It is a transcript of the gene NUDT5, whose product is annotated as nudix hydrolase 5. Lineage: Eukaryota; Metazoa; Chordata; Mammalia; Carnivora; Felidae. The record is from RefSeq and is a predicted model, not a curated record. Bases 186 to 725 code for a protein of 179 amino acids. The transcript has 9 exons. Gene Ontology annotation, cellular component: nucleus. Gene Ontology annotation, molecular function: ADP-ribose diphosphatase activity. Gene Ontology annotation, biological process: nucleoside phosphate metabolic process; ribose phosphate metabolic process.
CACAUCCUCAUCACCGCGAGGUGAGGCUUUGCCUCCAGCAGUAGCACCGGUGUCUUCUGAGACUGCUGCCUCGGCUUCGUGCUUUCUUCUUUCGUCCCCCUCCCCAAAGGAGUACCCUCCCCUUCACCCCACACCUUGGACGUGAACUUCUUGCCUGAGCAUUGUAAAGACUGACUGGUUUGAAAAUGGAAAACCAAGAACCCGCGGAUCCUUCUCAAAAUACCAAACAGUCUAUUAUUUCAGAGGAGUUAAUUUCAGAAGGAAAAUGGGUCAAGCUUGAAAAAACAACGUACAUGGAUCCUACUGGUAAAAUAAGAACGUGGGAAACGGUGAAACGUACGACCAGGAAGGGGCAGUCGGCCGAUGGUGUGGCGGUCAUCCCAGUGCUGCAGCGGACACUUCAUUACGAGUGCAUCGUUCUGGUGAAGCAGUUCCGACCGCCCAUGGGAGGCUACUGCCUAGAAUUCCCUGCAGGUCUCAUCGAUGAUAACGAAAGCCCGGAAGCAGCAGCUCUUCGGGAACUUGAGGAGGAAACUGGCUACAAAGGUGAUGUGGCAGAGUGCUCUCCAGCUGUAUGUAUGGAUCCGGGCUUGACAAACUGUACCACACACAUCGUGACGGUAACUAUCAACGGAGAUGAUGCUGAAAACGUGAGGCCUAAGCCAAAGCCAGGAGAUGGAGGUACGUCACCCAGCUCAGCAGUGGCUGACGUGCGUAUGGCUUAGCGCAGUGGAAAUGGCUACAGGCAUGUUGUGGCGUUCCGCUCUGGUAGCUGAAGAACAUGUGACAGUGGACGCCAGGGUCUAUUCCUAUGCUCUGGCACUGAAACAUGCAAACACGAAGCCGUUUGAAGUGCCUUUCCUGAAGUUUUAAGGCCAAAGGACAGUAGCCAUGUUUUUACAAACAAGACCACCCACCAGGCCUCCUUCACUAAGACUUUGUUAUUCAGCUUAGCUUAAUGUAGAUUUGAAAUUAGUUUUUUCAUUAAAUAAAAGCAACACAGAAUACA